Molecule: messenger RNA, 1116 nt
Organism: Adineta steineri
Lineage: Eukaryota; Metazoa; Rotifera; Eurotatoria; Adinetida; Adinetidae
Source: the annotation of a GenBank genome assembly
AAGCAGUCCAAUUAUAGAAAUAGUUCAUCAUACAUUUAAUUUUUAUCGCAUACUAGAGGAAGUACCCGCUGCAAGUUCUCUCUUACACAAUUCUCGCUGCAAAAUCCUGGUCUUACAGUUCCGGCUGCAAACUCUCUCUCAUACAGUUGUCGCUGUGAAAUCCCUCUGAUACGGUUCCCGCUGCAAAAUAUUUAUAUUUCAAGCACUUUCCGUAUUCGAUCUCCUCGCUACUUUUCCUUAUAUAUACAGAAGUGUGAUUGAUGGUUCGGUGACGUUACCUAUCAUAGAACCACCUGGGUAAAGUUUCAAUCACGCUCUCUCCCCCGAUGACUAUGCCAAUCCCCGUCGAUCGUCCUUGGGACCUAAGGAUGCAGCAUGGAAAGUUGGUGAUCAUAGCUAUUACAGAGACCGAAUGCAUAGCGCACAGAAGAUGUGCGCUCAGACGGCCUUCGGCCACCUUCGCUAGCUAUUUUUUUUAAUUUUUUCAAAAUACUGCAAUCGUAUUGGUCAGUUCUAUAGAUUGCCCGUAGCAAGUACCGGACUGCUGUAAAUAGAUAAAGCAUGUGGAAUGUUCUAUUGGAGCGCUCGGACGGCCUUCGCUAUCAAUGUUUUUUUAACCUUUUGGAAUGCUGUAAUCCUACUGGUCAGUUUCAUAGAUUGCCUGUAACAAGCGUAUGAUUUAUUUUUUUGCAACAAAGUAGACGUCGACCUUCCCCUGGUUGUAGACAACAUUUCUGGAAAGUUUCAUUGCAUUUGAUCGUACGGUCUCCAAAUGCAUAAAGAACAAACAAACAGACAGACAUUCUGCUUUAUAUAUAUAUAUAUUUAUUGGCAACAAUGCUCGCCUGGAGAGAUCAAGCAUCUAAAACAACUGCUAAAAUAAUCAUAUUGUCUGCCGUAUUCGUGGAAAUAGUUUGUCCUUUUUCUUUUUUUAAAAUAAAAUAAAAUUUUUUACAAUUAUAGGUAAUUUUUCUUUGGGUUUUUAUUUCACAAAUACUUCUAUUUAUAACACAACCCAGGACGAUGAUUCCUGAAGCAGUAUUCCCAGAACUUCCGGGUUGUCUUUAUGUUCUUCUUGGUAAUCCAAAAUUCUUUUUACCGUUAAAAAAUUCUUAG